Molecule: messenger RNA, 2438 nt
Organism: Porites evermanni
Lineage: Eukaryota; Metazoa; Cnidaria; Anthozoa; Scleractinia; Poritidae
Source: the annotation of a GenBank genome assembly
AUGCAGAUCAGAUGGAACCAAAAUGGAAACUGGCUAUUAACUGCAUCACGUGACCAUCUAUUAAAGCUGUUUGAUAUCCGUGCUAUGAAAGAAAUGCAAACAUUCCGAGGUCACAAGAGGGAGGCUACGGGUAAGUCCAAUUCACCCUUUAAAAAAGUGAAAAUAGGGGGCAAAUGGUCUAUUUGAGUUAAACCUGAAAUACCUAUGGCCACCUCUUCUUCACAAUGUCCCUGUUUUGUUCCUUCAAUUUCUUAUUCAUCCACGUAAAAUUGUCCCAUUCAAAACCUCCCUAUGGAAAGUUCAGUGACAACAUUUUUUGGUAAAUUUUAUAGCCCCUUUAGCUAUUUCUUUUUGAGGUAUUUCAGUUUCUCCAAGGAGGGGGCAUUAAGAGUUUGUGCAUUUGAUCAGCAUCAAGGAUAUUAACCUGCACUGUAUCAACUCCUGCAACCCCUUUUCCUUAGAUUUCAAGUUGCCAGAUAUAUGCAGUUAAUGGGUAGCUAGAGAAUGGAUAUGCUAGAAAGUUCUUUAGUUGAUUCUAUUUUCAUUUUUUUUCCCCAUGAAAGUGGUCAGGGGUCAAGCUCAAAAUUAUAGCUGGGAAUCAGCCCCAGCUGCAGCCUUAAGUGUCAGCUCUAGUUGAUCCAAUGCAGGUUUUGUUUACACCUUGUAGUCACAUGCUUUUGCAGUCUUCAUCAAUUAAUCUUGGUACAUUUUUAUGCGAUGUUACAUUUUCCUGUUUGGUUUUGCAGUUUUUUAGACCCUCCUUAUGCCGAGCCCUCUCUAAAGUUUUUUGUCACUGACUAGUGGAGAAUAAUCAUCCCUUUUUCUGCACCUCUCUUCCAGUCAUACCCCUCACCUGGGAGUUCCACUUCUUAAUAAUUUGUAUCUAGCUAGUAGUGAAGUUAUGUUGCUUGGCAUGUCAAUUUAGUGUAUUUGUUUUUUUUCGUAGCAAUCAGCUGGCAUCCUAUUCAUGAGUCAUUGUUUGUCAGUGGUGGAUCAGAUGGUUCCAUGAUGUUCUGGGUUGUUGGGUGAGUACAGCAUUCACAGUUGUAAAACAGGAAAUCAGUGGUGGAUCCAGGGAGAGGGUCUGGGGGAUCCGGACCCCCCCCCCCCCACCCCAUGAGACCUGAUGCUUGUUUGAGACUGAAAUUCUUACAUGAUUGAAUGACAGGAUCGUAUAUCACUUUUUAACUGGCUGAUUUUUUAGUGAAAUGUACACUGCAUUUUGCCACUAAACUAAAUUUCAGGGAUAUUCAAAAAUGUUUUUGGAUACCCUCCUCUGAUCUUGCAAUGAAAUAAUCUUUUUCCAAGAGUUUGUAAUGAAAACCAUCUCCUUUGUACCUACUAUUAGGGUUUGAUUGAUUUUGCUGGAUGCUAUAAAUUAAGAGUGACAUUUUCGUUACGACAUGAAUGAUCUUCCCAGUCAGUUCUGACAAAUGGGAAGUGCCCUAAGGCAACAGGGAUGAUCUUUUGCCUAUUCAAACUGGCACUAUUUGGGAAUUACAUAUUAUUUUGUUUUGUUGUUUUAUCAUUUAAGUGCUGAGAAAGAUGUAGGGAAUAUGGAGAUGGCUCAUGAAGGAAUGGUGUGGAGUCUAGCAUGGCAUCCAUUAGGUCACAUACUGUGCUCUGGAUCUAAUGAUCACUCCAGGUAAAACAGCUUAUAUUGUAGUGCAAUCACAGCACAAGUUAUUCAAGUGGAAAAGCGAUAUAUAGAGGUGCUAGAGCAUGCAUCGCUGGCAUGUUCCUGGACUUAGCAUUAAGUUAAGUUAAGUUUGCUAAGGCAGGAGCCUUUGAUGCACAUUAUUUUCAUAUGGUAAUGGGUCUUUUGAGGCAGGGUGUACCCCCAGAGGUACUCAACAAAUGUUUAUAUGGGAAGGUUCCGCCCUGAGGUCCAACCGCUUACCCUUCAUAUACUAAUUUUCACGAAAAAGAUACCCCUUUUGUAUACUUUCUAUUGACAAAUUGUACCCCUUUCACAUACCUUGUUUAGAACUUUGCAUCCCUUUUAACUGCUGUAAAUGCACUGUCUCUUAAAUAAGAAUCAAUCACAAAAAUAGUAUAUUUUCUCAACUUUAUAGAGGCAUAAAAUUCAUCUGUUAGCCCUUUUGGGCUCUUUCACAGACCCAAAUGACAGAUUUCGCAAACCUUUUUAUAUUCUUCAACUAGUGAGAUCCCUACCCUUUCAUAUACCUGAAGCCUGAAAAAGAUACCCCCUUUGGGCGGAGCCUCCCCUUAUGGCCAUCACAGGGAGUACCCCCCCCCCCCCAGCACGUACCACAGGUUUUAGAAAGUUACCCAUCAUCAUUUUAUUUAUUAUGUCACAGCUGGAACUUAUUUUUAUCACUGUCUUUUCAUCUGACAGUAAAUUUUGGACUCGUAAUCGACUGGGUGACAGAAUGAGGGAUAAAUACAAUUUAAAUAUUCUGGACACAGAGGAUGAU